Messenger RNA from Rhincodon typus (whale shark), 986 nucleotides. RefSeq names its product chromosome 5 C1orf131 homolog (gene fsaf1). The transcript has 7 exons. The record is from RefSeq and is a predicted model, not a curated record. Bases 98 to 928 code for a protein of 276 amino acids. NCBI's taxonomy places the organism in Eukaryota, Metazoa, Chordata, Chondrichthyes, Orectolobiformes, Rhincodontidae.
GAAAAACGUCAGCGGUUGCGGACGUCUGACGUAAGAGCGUAGUACGUAGUACGUUGGUUGGUUUCCCAGUUGUGCGUCAUCCUUGGGGGUCGUUACCAUGGCUGAGAGUGAGGGUCUGUUGCUGGAUCAUUUUCUGAGCCAACUUUAUCAGUGCGGAGAAGCUGCAGUGAGUGAAAUAAAGAACAAAAGAGGAAAAGCGACAUUGAAAGGAAGAAAAUGCAUGCAAAAUAAGACUGAAGAGCAAAUGCGUUGUUCAGAGGAUCAGUCUGUGCCUUGCAGCACUACGGUACCCAGAACAAGUGACUCACUUGUAAAGAAAGCAGCAGACUCACUAAGCAGGACUCCAAAGUGUCUUGUCAAGUUGCAUGCAGAGCUUCUCAAUUCUGUAGGCACCUAUGAGGUGCAGGCAAAAGCAAAUGGAGAAAAAGUCCCCAACAAUGGCAUUGUCACCACUGGUGAAAAGAGGCCAGUAGAAGUCAUAACCUUUACUGGUCCUCGUAAGAGGAAGAAGGUUCCGCUGGUAAUGGACAAAGACAAAAUGGAGGAAGCUGAUGAGCAGAGCAACUCAAAACAAGAAUUUAAUUUGGCGAGGGCCCGUCUGGAAGUGCACAGAUUUGGCAUCACUGGUUACAGAAAAGAACAGCAAAGAGUGCUUGAACAAGAACGAGCUAUUAUGCUAGGUGCUCGACCCCCAAAACGUGAAUAUAUAAAUUACAAAAGAUACCAGGAAAUGAUGAAAGAUAAAGCCACAGCAAAAAAUACGAAUGCAAAACCUGUACUUUCAAGGAAAAAGAAAGAAGAAAGGAGGAACAAGAAGUCUGAAAUAAUCCCAACUGGGCAGGUAGGAAGAUUUAAAAAUGGAGCGCUGAUCCUCAGUGACAGUGACAUCAAGAGAAUCAAAAACAAAGCCAAGUCAAAACAUGUUUAAACUCUGUACAAUUUAUAAAAGUUUUUUAGUCAUAAAGUAAAAGUUUAUAAUAAUGCUA